GGUAGGUCCGGAGCCUCAGUCCCGCCCUCGGCCCCUCCCCACCCCACCCCGCUCUGGGCCAGGCCACCCAGCCAAAAGGCAGGUAGGGAUCUGGGACGGCACAGAAUCCUGCUUGGUCCCGAGGCAGCCGUCUAGCCUGCCGCCUGCCUGCCUGCCUGUCUGUCCCCAGAGCUGAGCUAUGGAGAGAGCAAGUCUGAUCCAGAAGGCCAAGCUGGCAGAGCAGGCCGAACGCUAUGAGGACAUGGCAGCCUUCAUGAAGAGUGCUGUGGAGAAGGGCGAGGAGCUCUCCUGCGAAGAGCGAAACCUGCUGUCCGUGGCCUACAAGAACGUGGUGGGUGGCCAGAGGGCGGCCUGGAGGGUCCUGUCCAGCAUCGAACAGAAAGGCCAGGAGGAGGGCUCGGAGGAGAAGGGCCCAGAGGUGGGAGAGUACCGGCAGAAGGUGGAGACCGAGCUCCGGGGCGUGUGCGACACCGUGCUGGGCCUGCUGGACUCCCACCUCAUCAAGGAGGCCGGCGACGCCGAAAGCCGGGUCUUCUACCUGAAAAUGAAGGGCGACUACUACCGCUAUCUGGCCGAGGUGGCCGCCGGCGAUGACAAGAAGCGCAUCAUCGACUCUGCCCGGUCAGCCUACCAGGAGGCCAUGGACAUCAGCAAGAAGGAGAUGCCGCCCACCAACCCCAUCCGCCUGGGCCUGGCCCUGAACUUUUCCGUUUUCCACUAUGAGAUCGCCAACAGCCCCGAGGAGGCCAUCUCACUGGCCAAGACCACCUUCGACGAGGCCAUGGCUGACCUGCACACGCUCAGUGAGGACUCCUACAAAGACAGCACCCUCAUCAUGCAGCUGCUGCGAGACAACCUGACUCUGUGGACGGCCGACAACGCUGGGGAAGAGGGGGGCGAGGCACCUGAAGGGCCCCAGAGCUGAGCCACGUUGCUACCUUCCCUGCCCUGCCCUGCCCGCUCCAGCCCCACCCACCCCCAGCGGAGAGGACUAGACUGGGGUGGGAGGCCCGACCCUCUCCCCAAUGCUCUGCCGCAGCUCAGAGGGGCUCCAUGGAGAGGGACCAGCAGAGCGGAGGCCCCUGGAGCCACUGGAUCCCACUCCUCCUGCAGCUGUCGGGUUCUCCUAACCACUGGUCAUUCCACCCAGCCUGCUCUCUGCGCCCCUCCAACCCUACCCGGGAACCGGCCACUUCUGCCUCUUCCCCCCUCUUGACUCCCUCCUGCCCCUGCUGCCUCUGGAUCUUAGGAAUUGAGUGUCCCACCCAGUGGCUGAGAACUGGACCGUAUGGCAGAGGCUGGAGAUGAGAGUGAGGUGUGUGUGUGUGUGUGUGUGUGUGUGUGUGUGUGUGUGUGUGAGAGAGAGAGAGAGAGAGACAGAGAGAGAGAGAGAGCGCGAGAGAGAGACCAGAAUGAGAGGGAAAGCAUGUCUGCUGGGUGUGACCAUGUUUCCUCUCAAUAAAGUUCCCCUGUGACAAAU
Messenger RNA from Myotis brandtii (Brandt's bat), 1480 nucleotides. RefSeq names its product stratifin (gene SFN). Gene Ontology annotation, cellular component: cytoplasm. The coding region runs from base 179 to 925 and encodes 248 amino acids. NCBI's taxonomy places the organism in Eukaryota, Metazoa, Chordata, Mammalia, Chiroptera, Vespertilionidae. Gene Ontology annotation, molecular function: protein kinase binding. Gene Ontology annotation, biological process: signal transduction. The transcript has a single exon. The record is from RefSeq and is a predicted model, not a curated record.